GUCUCGCGAACAACAGCGAUGUGCUUUUGUUUGCCGAUAACGUCACGCAGUUCGUAAGAAUCUAGCUUAUACAUGGCGGAUAUAAACGGGACAUUCCAUAACGAGCAAAAUGAGGUUUCUCUAAUGGGUGGAUGUCAGUCGAAAACGGAGCACGAUUGCGUUAUUGGGUCGAGAUCUGAUAUGGAUUCGGAUGAAAGUGAAAACGAAGAAACACACUGCGUAGAGAAUGAAGAUAUGAAAAAACGUAUGAAGGAGAGUUUGUUUAAAGCCAUUGAACAAUCGGAUUGUGGUAGACUACGUCAACUUUUACUGGAAGCCCAUGACCUUGGACUUGACAUUAACUGUCAAAAUACCGAUCGACCUAGUUGUGAUUAUGCUCGUGGAAACUCUCUACUGCACGAUGCAGCUUCCAAGGGACAUUAUGAACUAUGUGAGAUUUUACUCAAAAGUGGAGCAUCUGUGAACUUGCAAAAUACGGAUGGAUUCACAGCUCUACAUAAAGCUAAAUCACUUAGGAUCUGUAAAUUAUUGUCCAAAUACGGAGCCGAUUUUGACGCUGCGACAAAGCGGAGAGAAACUGUUCUUCACUACGCUGCUGAUGCACAAAUUGCCAACUACUACAUUAGCAGGGGCCUUAAAGUAACGGAAAAGCAAGCUGUAAGUAUAUGA
Messenger RNA from Anneissia japonica, 669 nucleotides. RefSeq names its product putative ankyrin repeat protein RF_0381. Gene Ontology annotation, molecular function: transcription cis-regulatory region binding; protein binding. Lineage: Eukaryota; Metazoa; Echinodermata; Crinoidea; Comatulida; Comatulidae. Gene Ontology annotation, cellular component: nucleus. Bases 73 to 669 code for a protein of 198 amino acids. Gene Ontology annotation, biological process: positive regulation of transcription by RNA polymerase II. The transcript is spliced from 5 exons. The record is from RefSeq and is a predicted model, not a curated record.